Messenger RNA from Arachis duranensis, 1237 nucleotides. RefSeq lists its product as uncharacterized. The transcript is spliced from 9 exons. Bases 119 to 1036 code for a protein of 305 amino acids. The record is from RefSeq and is a predicted model, not a curated record. Lineage: Eukaryota; Viridiplantae; Streptophyta; Magnoliopsida; Fabales; Fabaceae.
GCAUCAUCAUCUUAUCUUGUUCUUGUUGCAACCCUUUCCUCACUCCUCACUCUUCACUCCAAAACUUUACUUCCUUAGUCACUGAUACAUAGCAAAGUAUUUAGACAUAGACAUAGACAUGCAUUCUUUAACAUGCAUAACAAUUUCUUCUUCUUCUUCUUACACCUUUCUAAAGCCAUACCAUAACCCUCUAUUGGCUCCUACUUCAAGGCCUAAUCUUCUAACUUUGAAAAAGAAACCAUGCUUUUCUACCAAAGCUCUAUUAUCAUCUACCAAAGAAUCUGUGUUGAAGGACUUCCAUGAACGUAGAGCUCUCAAGAUUAUCUCAGGCCUGCAUAAUUUUGAUAAGGACAAUGUUGCUUCAGUUGUGACAGCUGCAGAGAAGGGUGGAGCAACUCAUGUGGAUAUAGCGUGCGACCCGGAGUUGGUGAAACUGGCUAUCAGCUUAACUUCUUGUCCGGUUUGUGUUUCAUCUGUAGACCCUGCAUCAUUUCCGGCUGCAGUCGAAGCAGGAGCACUAAUGGUCGAGAUUGGAAAUUAUGAUUCAUUCUAUGAGAAGGGAGUGGUUUUUACUCCGCAGCAGAUUCUAGGUCUAACAAAGGAGACAAGGAGGAUACUUCCAUCAGUAACAUUGUCCGUCACCGUGCCUCACACACUAAGCCUCCCUGAUCAGGUCAAGCUUGCAGAGUUACUAGAACAAGAAGGUGUAGACAUUAUUCAAACCGAGGGAGGAAAAUACUCAAAUCCUACAAAGUCUGGUGUUUUAGGCUUGAUUGAGAAGGCAACACCAACUUUGGCAGCAGCAUAUUCUAUAUCAAGAGCUGUUAAGAUCCCUGUCAUGUGCUCAUCUGGCUUAAGUGCUGUUACAGCGCCUAUGGCUAUCACAGCCGGGGCAGCUGGUGUGGGUAUAGGUUCUGCAGUUAACAGGCUAAAUGAUGUGGUUGCUAUGAUUGCUGAGGUUAAAAGCAUUGCGACUUCAUUGGAGACAUCAUCUCUGAUGCAUGCUACACACGGAGUGGAAACUCGUAGACAGUAGUUCAGUUCUAUCCAUUGGGUUGUGUCACAAGAAAUAGGUUAGAAGUGAAGGAUACCAGUGAAUAAAACAUGAAGAAAAUUUGGAAACCUUACUUCAACAUAGGGUUAAAGAAGUGUGAGGAUCCAUCUUUCUUCUUCCUUUCUAUUUCAGAGCUAUGGUAUUCUGAUGUUUCUACAGAGGAAAGUAUAACUUUGCCCUGCA